AUGAAAAUCUAUCACCUGAACAAUAUUUCUGACUUUUUGCUCCUUUUGUUGUGCUUUUUGGGGGAUAUUGGACUUGCAAGCACUGGUGUGAAAGUGAAACCAAUAUGCAUUGAGGAAGAGAGGAAAGCACUUGUGAGCUUUAAAGAAGAUCUUACUGAUCCGUCUCGAAGGCUUUCUUCUUGGGUGGGUCAUGAUUGCUGCCAGUGGGAACGGAUUUCAUGCAACAACUGCACCGGUCAUGUUGCCAAGAUCGAUCUCCGAAAUACAUAUCCACAUUCCACGGCUGAUGAAAAGUGGGACGACAUGGAGUAUGAACAGUCUUGUUUGGGGGGUAAGAUAAACUCUUCUUUGCUUAGCUUGAAACACUUGUAUUACCUGGACUUAAGUUGGAAUAAUUUUGAAGGGAUUCACAUUCCUAAGUUCUUUGGGGAGCUUAAAACUCUGAGGUAUCUCAAUAUCUCCUUUGCAGUGUUUGCGGGAUAG
Prunus avium (sweet cherry) is the source of this 483-nucleotide messenger RNA. The record is from RefSeq and is a predicted model, not a curated record. NCBI's taxonomy places the organism in Eukaryota, Viridiplantae, Streptophyta, Magnoliopsida, Rosales, Rosaceae.